AUGGCGUCGGAGCCGGUGAUCGGGAAGCUCAGCGUCCGCAUUGUCCGAGGCCACAACCUCGUCAUCGCCGACUCGCUCACCCACACCAGCGACCCCUACGUCGUCCUCUGCUACGGCUCCCAGAAGGUGAAGACUAGCGUUCAGAAGAAAAAUGCCAAUCCCUUAUGGAAUGAUGUACUGGUGCUCCCUGUCACAAAUCCUACAAAGCCAGUGAAACUUGAGGUUUUUGAUGAAGACAAAUUCACAGCGGAUGACAGCAUGGGAGUGGCUGAGUUCAAUGUAACUGAUAUCUAUGACGCUGCAAGGCUGGAUCUAAAGCAUGCCUCUGAUGGAACCAGGAUCAAGACGAUCUACCCGGUUGGCACAAACUACCUUGGCAGUGAGAGCCACGUAUCGUGGAAGAAUGGCAAGGUCGUCCAAGACUUGAUUCUGAAGCUGAAGAACGUUGACAGUGGCUCUGUCGUGCUACAGCUGGAAUGGGUUCACGUCCCUGGUGUUACCCUUACUGUGGUUGUGAAGUUCAUGCUUGAAGUUGAACAAAUAAGAGACACCGUUUGUGCUUACACUGAGGUGUAA
Molecule: messenger RNA, 576 nt
Organism: Triticum turgidum subsp. durum (durum wheat)
Lineage: Eukaryota; Viridiplantae; Streptophyta; Magnoliopsida; Poales; Poaceae
Source: the annotation of a GenBank genome assembly